Lathyrus sativus (Indian pea) is the source of this 993-nucleotide messenger RNA. NCBI's taxonomy places the organism in Eukaryota, Viridiplantae, Streptophyta, Magnoliopsida, Fabales, Fabaceae. The record is from the annotation of a GenBank genome assembly.
AUGGAAGUGAAAGCAAGUGUAACUAGCAACUCAAACAUCACCACCAUGCUCCAAAGUGAUGAUGAUGAGAUGGAUCUUCGAAGAGGUCCAUGGACUGUUGAUGAAGAUCUUGCUCUCAUCAAUUACAUUGCAACUCAUGGUGAAGGUCGUUGGAAUACCCUUGCUCGUUCUGCUGGACUCAAACGAACGGGUAAGAGCUGUAGAUUGAGAUGGUUGAAUUAUCUUCGGCCGGAUGUUCGUCGUGGUAACAUCACACUCGAAGAACAACUUUUGAUUCUCGAGCUUCAUAGUCGUUGGGGAAAUCGCUGGUCGAAAAUUGCUCAAUAUUUGCCUGGAAGAACGGAUAAUGAGAUCAAGAAUUAUUGGAGGACUCGUGUUCAGAAACAUGCGAAACAACUUAAAUGUGACGUCAAUAGCAAGCAAUUCAAAGAUGCCAUGCGCUACCUUUGGAUGCCGAGACUAGUGGAACGAAUCCAAGCCGCUGCAUCCACAUCCGUCGCGCAAACCACCAACACUAAUAAUGACUCUUCAAAUGCUACAUCAAUGGUCGCUCCGAACAAUACGACAUACGAUCUUAAUGACAAUUUUAUUUAUAACGCGAACGCGAACAUGAUGUUAGCUCCAACGAUCAUGAACACCAACAAUUUAUGCAGUUCGCACGUAACACAAAGUUUCACACCGGAAAAUAGCAGUAAUGGCACAACGGCCGCAUCAUCGGAUUCAUUUGGGACACAAGUUUCGCCUAUCUCGGAUUUAACUCAAGAUUAUUACAAUGUCCCGGUUGGUGGUAACAACAAUAUGAACCCUAAUUCUGAUUAUUACCAACAAGCUCAACAAUUUGGAUUUUCAGAUUGCAUCACUAGUCCAUCAGGUUUGUUCCCUCAAAUGGAUUUCAAUAAUUCCAUGGAACCAAACACACCUUGGAUUCAAGGGGACAAUUUCUGGAACGUUGAUAACAUGUUGCUCUUUCAACAACUCAAUGAGAACAUGUGA